CUGAAAGAAGUUCUCAAGCAUGAUGACGUCUUUAUCGAACCACUGGAACGUGUCAUUUGUCACGGACAUUUAUCAGCGGAAAACUGUCAUUUCAAGGAAACCACCGAACACACUAGCACCGGAAGACGUCAUCAAACCGAACUAGUUGAUAUCAGUGAGUGGGAGAAUGUGCACUUCGGCGACGUUGCUCUCGACCUUUCCAAUCUCAUCAUUUCUUCAGCUGAACCGAGCGUAAGGAGGAAUAAGUACAUGACGAUCUUCCGCCGUUACUACUAUUCCCGUGUGGAUUAUCGACCGACGGAUUUCCGCCUUGCGGAUCUUAAGAGACUUUUCCGUAAGCAUCACAAGCAUGCUGUUAUAGCAGGAAUCGAGCCUCUUCUGGAGAUCCUAACAUCCUCUAUGGAUGAUGAAGAGAAACGAGCUCAUUCAUACAGAUGGGAAAGCGCUUUGGAGGACGCAUACGACUUCACUUCCGUCGACUACAUUAGUGAUGAUGAACAUUGCCUUUUUGCAAAAUGA
Molecule: messenger RNA, 519 nt
Organism: Haemonchus placei
Lineage: Eukaryota; Metazoa; Nematoda; Chromadorea; Rhabditida; Trichostrongylidae
Source: the annotation of a GenBank genome assembly